Monascus purpureus is the source of this 588-nucleotide messenger RNA. The record is from the annotation of a GenBank genome assembly. NCBI's taxonomy places the organism in Eukaryota, Fungi, Ascomycota, Eurotiomycetes, Eurotiales, Aspergillaceae.
AUGGCCGAACUCCGUCGUAAGCUUGUCAUCGUCGGUGACGGUGCCUGCGGUAAGACUUGCCUUCUUAUCGUCUUCUCUAAAGGAACAUUCCCUGAGGUCUAUGUUCCCACUGUCUUCGAGAACUACGUCGCCGAUGUCGAUGUUGAUGGCAAACAUGUCGAACUCGCUCUUUGGGAUACGGCAGGUCAGGAAGACUAUGACCGCCUGCGCCCUCUCUCCUACCCUGAUUCUCACGUCAUUCUGAUCUGCUUUGCGAUUGACUCGCCCGACUCUCUCGAUAAUGUCCAAGAAAAGUGGAUCUCCGAAGUCCUUCACUUCUGCUCAGGCCUCCCUAUCAUCCUCGUGGGUUGCAAGAUGGAUCUCCGCCACGACCCCAAGACCAUUGAGGAACUGCACAAGACUUCCCAGCAGCCGGUUACCCCUGAGCAGGGUGAGGAAGUUCGGAAGAAGAUUCAGGCCUAUAAGUACUUGGAAUGCUCUGCUCGGACCAACGAGGGUGUCCGUGAGGUUUUCGAAGCUGCUACUCGUGCUGCCCUCAUGAGGAAGAGCAACGGCCCCAAGAAAUCCCACCGGUGCAGUAUCUUGUAA